CUAGCCCCAAAUACAAGAUCACCUUUGUUUUCCUUGGGAACAAUCACCACUUCGUCAGCUUGCUACAUGACGGUGUCUGAAGGGGUUGGAGUCGAAGCCGGCCUCCAUAGUCCAAGCCACAACAAAACCAGGAUUCUUUACGACUCUAGCUUUUUCAAAGAGCAUCGGGCGACUACUCUCCCCACUCCGACCGAGCUGAGAGCCAUCAACAAAGAGUCAGGAAACAUCCGCGGCAUAUAUUUUAACCGACCCCCACCGGUUAAAUUUCCAUCACUGGGCCUGAUUGUCAAAUAUGGAGCCGACGCAACCAUCGUAGAGGCGGAAACUCAACAUAUGGUACACAAUAAGUUGAAGGGCAAAGUGCCAGUCCCUGAGGUUUUUGGGUGGACCGAAGACAGUGGACAAGUAUUCAUCUACAUGUCUUUGAUCGAGGGCGAAACUCUAGAGCAAAGAUGGGGUGCUUUGAACGAGGAGGAGAGGGAGGCUGUUUGUCGGGAGCUCAACGGCAUGGCCAAAAUCUGGAAAACCCUAGAUUACCCCAACCACGACCACAUCCUUUACGUUGGUGGUCUAGGAAACCAACCGCUGAAUGAUAUAUUUCUUUCCAGUCAUCCGGACUUGGCUGGCCCAUUCUACGGUGCAGACGCUGUCCAAAAAUUUCAAGAUGGCUGUGGCAUCGAGAUCGACGGGAACGUGCCUGUGGUUUUUACGCAUGACGACCUUGUGCCUCCCAAUAUCAUGUUAUCGUCGGGGCCAAAUCCAGUAGUAGCUGCCGUCAUUGAUUUUGGUCAGUCAGGGUGGUAUCCUGCUUAUUGGGAAUAUUGCAAGGCGCGUCGCGUCGGGUUGCGUCCGCAAUAUUUCGAUGAGGAUUUGGGUGAAGAAUGGAGAACGAAAUACCUGCCUACUAUUCUGGACAAAGUUGAUGAUGAGACAGUAUACCACCCUUGGUUAUUGUUUGUCCUAUCACACGGUAUUUAG
Penicillium brevicompactum is the source of this 978-nucleotide messenger RNA. RefSeq names its product aminoglycoside phosphotransferase family protein. The annotation marks the transcript as partial. NCBI's taxonomy places the organism in Eukaryota, Fungi, Ascomycota, Eurotiomycetes, Eurotiales, Aspergillaceae. The record is from RefSeq and is a predicted model, not a curated record. The transcript has 2 exons.